AUGAAUGGGAUCACGCCACACACGAGGUCCGACCUCAAAAGACCAAUGAGAGGUGCACUGUCUGACUGUUUGACUAUUAUAGAUUUGGAUUCACAACCCAUUUUCAGGGCAUCCAUCUCCAGAUCCCUUCAACUCCAUAUCCCUCGCCAGAGCCUUCCAGAUCGGAGCCCAGCUUGGCCGCCAGCCUUCGGCUCAAAAGCUCCGCUCACCGCCCGUCGCGCUCCUGUCGCGCUCUGCUCCCGGUCGUCUCUCGUCAUGGCGCCCACAGAGAUCUCCACCAUCGCAGAGAACGAGUUCGGCAGCGCCUUCGAGGUGCAGAUCAAGAGUCCCAACAGCCAGCAGAAGACGGCGGCCCAGCUGCGCUUGGAGUCCUAUGCAAAGAUGGAGCGGUUGCCUCGCUUGAAAACCAUGGAAGGAGCUCCCAGGAGCGGCGAGCGCGCAGACAAGGCCCGGCAGCAGAAUGAGCAGAAGAGGGAGGCAGCCGAGCGUGUGCGAAUGGGCUUGGCACGAAGCAAUGAUGCUAAACGGCAGGGAUUGGCAGAGCAACUGGAGAAGGCUCAUGGAUUGCGUCAAGGUGCCAUUCACAGCCGCAAGGAGCGUGCAGCACAGCACUAUGAGAAGGUGAUGAAGGCCAAGGGUGGCUUCCACUCAACGAAGAUCGGGGAGGUUGAGGCGAAGCGCCAGAACUUGGAGGAACAGCUGGAAAAAGCCCAUGGCUUGCGUGAAGGUGCCAUUCACAGCCGCAAGGAGCGCGCUGCUCGGCACUGCGAGAAGGUGAUGAAGAAGAAGGAUGACGCACAGCAGAUGUUGGCGAUGAGCGCUGCCGAGGCCAAGCAACGCCUUGAGGAGGCACUGCUGCAGAAGGAGGCGCUCCGUGACCAGAGCCUGGCGGAGAUCAUGACGAAGGCCACCAAGCACAACGAGAAGGUGGCACAGAAGGUGCAGGAGCAGCAGAUUGCCAUGGAAAGCAAGCGCCAAAGUUCCAAGACUCUGCCCCCUUCAGAGCGUUUGUUGGACCUCAGCAUGCCGUGGCAAAUGACCAUCCUCCGCUUUCGCUUAUGGAGGAGAAAGGAUUCCUAUACCGCGCAGUGGAUCUUGGUGAGUUUGUACUUCUUGCUCGCGCUGCUGGCGGUGAGAUAUUCGAGCUGGCUUUUGAAGGCCUCGCGGCUGGACCAAUGGCUUGAUUGGUUGAUCCCCAGUCUCAAGGUCAAGGAUGCCUUGCCGGAUUCACUUCCACCCUGGUUGGAGUUAGAAGAGCUGCUGAUGAACGUGGGAGGCACAGUGGAAGAGCUGGUGAAGCCUGGACCUCUCUUCGUGGAUGACCGCGUGAGCACCUUCUCGGUGUGCAGCCCCGACAGCAGCGUCAGCGUGCUUGAGGCCACUGAUCACGCUCUCCUCCCCGACUCGCAGGACGCCACCUUGGCCCUGCCAACGCUCGUUCCCACGUCCCCGACCAACGCGGACUCCGCGGCGCAUCCCGCGGCGCGGGAUGCGCCGCCGACGGGGCCGCGCUUCGCCUUCGGCGUGGCGCGGUACAUCGCCUCGCUGCACGUGGUUUUGGGUCACCUGAAUGCCCGCGGACUGGCACCUUCCUCCGUGUAUCUCUGCUGCUGGGGCUACACCUGGGUGCCGUGGUUCUUCAUGCUGAGCGGCUUCAUCUUAUGCGCUGCGGAGAUGAACAAGCCGCGCCAGGAGGGGCCUGUGGAAUAUGUGGCCAGAAGACUGGUCACCAUAUAUCCUGUCUAUGCCUUUGGCCUCCUCCUCUCCGCCUGUUUAACCUCAGCAGGGCCUCCCUGCUGGGUUUUGGUACUGCAGGCCUGGCUUUUGCAGGCCUGGGUUCCGACCAUCACAGAGUGGGGCCUUCAGAUGCAGUGCUGGUUCUUGUCCUGCUUGGUCGUCUACUGGGCCAUGUUUCCCUUCCUUUUUGGGAUGGUCCAUCGAAUGACCAUGCCACAGGCGAUACUUGGAAUGGUGCUUGCCGUUUGCGUACCAAUCCUCUACUUGCUCAUCCCGGAUUUGUUCUAUGGAAACGCUUCCUGGUAUGAGUAUCAUAGUUGGGGCCUCAUGAGGAACUUUGAGGACUCCUUGGUGGUGAUGUUGAAGUUCCAUCCCAUGUGCUAUGUUCACGUCUUCCUCUUGGGCAUGCUGCUGGCUCGAUUUCGAAUCCUCCUGCAUGACAUUGCCGGCUUCAAGGAGCUGCCAGUGAUCAUGGACUUUCUGGCGCCCGUGGGUUACCUGGGGCUCCUCUUAGUCUUCAAUGUGCCAAUGGCUGCACCGCCCUAUGCGAAGCUUUCAGCGCGGAUCUUCGCGCUGCUGCCACUGCAGGCGGCAGUGGUGUUGGGCUUGGCGGGUGUGGAAGGCCUUCGGGAGCCCUUCUUGGCCAGGUUCUUCGCGCGACUGAACUUCUUGGAGACUUAUUCCUAUUGCGUCUACGUGAUGCAGUUCAUUUGCAUGAAGCUUUGGUUUGGCCAGGAGUAUGAUCUGUCCUUCUUCAUUUUCCUCAUUGCGAGUGCCACCUUUGUUCAAGUCUUUGUGCAAAAGCCUUCGGACAAGCUUUGGAGGCUCUCGCCCGGUCAGGCCUCUUGGCUGGUCCCUGCGGUGAUGUCGCUGCUGCUGAUCCUCCUCUCGUUGCGGUGGACGGGGGUUCCGGACCAUGUGCUACCGGAUAAAGUGGAGGGAGAUGGCUACAUGGAUAUCCGUUUGCCUUUGCGAUUGGAAGCACAGGACUGGUCGGCCACGGGCGGUGGAGCUUUCAUCAAUCCUUCGCUGACCUUGUUGGAGGAUGGGCGCCUCGUGGUGGCCGCGCGCCUCCACAGGCGGUCUUCUCACCUGAGCCAUUUUCAUGGUGGCUCCUUGCUGGAGGAGAUUUGGAUCUCGAAGAUCCUCCUCGGCAGCGUCGCCAUGAACAACAAGAGUUGGAAGUUGCUCAACCGUUCCGGGGAGAUGCCAGAGAUCUUGCUGAAACUUUGGGACGGUCUGCAAAUGGCGGAUGGCAAGCCAUGGAUCUAUCCCAACAUGUGCUACAGAGAGAAAUGGCUCCCACAGAAUCGGACCAUGAUGAGGUUCGUUGUGACAGGGCCAGAGGAUCCCAAGGUCUUCCCCUUGACGCGAAAGGGCUCUUGUGCUGAGUCCAUGGCAGGGUGUUGGGUGCUGCGAGCUUCCUCAGACUUCUGCCAUGUGAACCAGAGCUUCUGCGAAGCCAAGUGCAACUCUCGCUGGUGCUCUCCACAUGAGGUGCAGGUGGCUUUCAACUCUUAUACUCCCAAGGAGGGCAAGAGCUGCGACCAUCGCUCCGUGAGCCAAAUGUUCCUGGCGUCAGGCAUCGAUGUGGAACGUCCGGAGCUCGUCAGUCAGGGCCAGCACUUGAAAUGUGGACAAUUGGACCAUAGCGAAAAGAACUGGAUCCCCUUUGAGCGUGAGGGUCAGACCUACGUGGUCUAUAGCAUGAUCCCUCAUCUCGUCCGAGAGCUCAAGGGCACCGGCAGCUGCGGGCAGCAAUGGCGCAGCAUCUUCCCAAAGCUGGAGGAGAUGCAGUCGCAUUUGCUGGACGCUGCCAUUCGGGGCUCUGCCUCAGCGAUCUACCUGGACGCGCCCAAUGCGACAGCACGACUCCCUGAGCCUCACUACCUGGCGCUCUUCCAUGCAGCGGAUCUCAAGGUGCGCCGCUACGUGCAUUACGCCUACCGCUUUGCGCCCAAGCCGCCCUUUCAGAUCCUGCAGGUCUCAAAGCCUCUACCCUUGCAGAUGCUUCCACCGAUGCCCGGGGCGCCGCCCUUCGCGUUUGCCUCGGGCAUCUUGCUGCGUGAGGAGCAGGUGAUUCUCACCUACGCAGCUGGGGAUCGGGAAUCAAGAGCCCUCUUGAUGUCCUUGAAGCAGUUGGACAAAUACUUCGAGUAG
Messenger RNA from Durusdinium trenchii, 3897 nucleotides. The record is from the annotation of a GenBank genome assembly. Lineage: Eukaryota; Dinophyceae; Suessiales; Symbiodiniaceae.